AUGGAAAGUGACGCUCGACCAUUCUUUGAUGGAAGGGCCACUCUCAAAGUGGACAAAUGUCGUUCAGGGAUGGCAAUACAGAGAAAAGUUGACAACCGAAAGGGUCGUUUCAAAGAUUUCCGAAAAGUUCCGAAACAAAUCCGUGACGAACUCGGUGAUGAUGUUCAUGACUUUGAGAAUUUUGGGAUCAGAUUCCGGAAGAAUUGGGACGAGAGAAAGUUGGCUGUUAGAGCAAAAAGAUUCAAAUUGAACAACCAGCGAUUGAAGAGGAGAAAAGCCGAGUUCGCGAAGAGGAUUGGGAGGAAGAGGGCAAUGUUCAAAUUGGGACAACAUCCAUAUAUGCAUUUGGAUGAUAACGAGUUCAAGGGGAUGCUUGAGCCUCUCGAUCUAAAACCUGAACGGCAACACUUCUUCAAACAGAUGAGACGGGGUGGACGAAGAAAUCGACAAAGAAAUCGACAAAGAAUUAAAAGGGAAGACAACACUGUCACAGAGCUUCCGAAAGAGUUCAGUUGGGUUGAGAAAGGAAUGACAACCGACGUGCGCACUCAAUCAACUUGUUCAUCUUGUUGGACUUUUGCAACUAGCGCUGUCGUCGAGACAGCUUACGCAGUGAAAAACGGUGGAGAAAAGCUCGAUCUCUCAGAACAGCAAUUGAACUGUGUCUACAGUCAGUCAAUUUGUAAAUCUGGUUGGCCAGAGGGUGGAUUGAAUUACGCGAAAUCACACGGAUUAGUCUACGAAGCUGACGUUCCGUAUGAUAUCGAUAACAACAAUGGAAGCUGUUUAGAAGCUAAACCACAAGUGAAAGUGAAAGAAUUCUACUCAUUGAUCCCAUUCGAUAUGAAUGAAGUGAAGACUGAGGUCAUGAAUAGUGGACCGGUGGCAUUUGGCAUGUAUCUGACCGAGGAUUUCCCAAUGUAUGGAACGGGUGUCUACACAGAGCCUUGUAGUCCGGAUAAAACCGUGCUUGGCGGGCACGCAAUGGUCAUCGUCGGAUGGGGAGAAGAGCUGAACGCUGAAACCAACGAAACAGUUCCCUAUUGGGUUGUGCGAAAUUCGUGGGGUGAUGGAUGGGGAGAAGAUGGACAUAUUAGAAUUCAAGCUGGUGUUGAUCUCUGCAAAAUGGAAUCCAGAUAUUUAUGGUCGGCUGAGUUGACCGAUGAUAAAGUCGAGGAUCGACAAGAGGACAAUGUAGCGGAUCCGGAAAAUGAAAAAGAUGAUCUAGCGGUGGAGAUUCCAUUGAAUGAAGAGGACGAGGAAGUUGAUGAUGAAGAAACAACAACAGUU
Messenger RNA from Mesorhabditis belari, 1290 nucleotides. The record is from the annotation of a GenBank genome assembly. NCBI's taxonomy places the organism in Eukaryota, Metazoa, Nematoda, Chromadorea, Rhabditida, Rhabditidae.